This is a messenger RNA of Syngnathus typhle (broad-nosed pipefish), 1585 nucleotides long. RefSeq names its product N-ethylmaleimide-sensitive factor attachment protein, beta b (gene napbb). Gene Ontology annotation, biological process: synaptic transmission, glutamatergic; intracellular protein transport; SNARE complex disassembly. The record is from RefSeq and is a predicted model, not a curated record. Lineage: Eukaryota; Metazoa; Chordata; Actinopteri; Syngnathiformes; Syngnathidae. The transcript has 11 exons. The coding region runs from base 102 to 992 and encodes 296 amino acids. Gene Ontology annotation, cellular component: vacuolar membrane; terminal bouton; synaptobrevin 2-SNAP-25-syntaxin-1a complex. Gene Ontology annotation, molecular function: soluble NSF attachment protein activity; syntaxin binding.
CACACUGCUGUGUAAAACCGCCCCCUGUAAUCCCUGCUCUGACAACUCAAUCCUCUGGGUUUCUUUUCUGCCUUUAAACACUAAAUUUAUAACCUAAAACCAUGGACAACAGCGGAAAAGAAAAGGAGGCAAUACAGCUCAUGGCCGACGCCGACAAGAAAGUCAAGUCGUCGGGCUCUUUUUUGGGAGGGAUGUUUGGCGGAGGACAUCACAAAGUGGAGGAGGCCUGUGAGAUGUACUGCAGAGCGGCCAAUAUGUUCAAGAUGGCCAAGAACUGGAGUGGUGCUGGUGGAGCGUUUUGUAAGGCCGCGCACCUCCACAUGCAACUGCAGAACAAACACGACUGCGCUACCAGUUUCAUCGAUGCGGGCAAUGCAUACAAGAAGUCUGAUCCCAAUGAGGCAAUCAAGUGUUUAAAUGCUGCCAUCGAUAUUUACACAGACAUGGGAAGAUUCACCAUCGCCGCCAAACAUCAUAUCAGCAUUGCCGAAAUCUACGAGGCUGAACUGGUGGACAUCGAAAAAGCAAUUGCACAUUAUGAGCAAGCGGCAGACUACUACAAGGGAGAGGAAUCAAACAGUUCGGCCAACAAAUGUUUGCUGAAGGUGGGGUCCUACUGUGCUCAGUUGGAGCAGUACCAGAAGGCCAUUGAGAUCUAUGAGCAGGUCGGUGCCAACACGAUGGACAACCCGCUGCUUAAGUACAGCGCCAAGGAGUAUUUCUUCAAAGCGUCUCUGUGCCAUUUCAUUGUGGAUGAGCUCAACGCUAAGAUCGCUGUGGAGAAAUAUGAGGAGAUGUUCCCGGCUUUCUCUGAUUCCCGAGAGUGCAAACUGUUGAAGAAACUGCUAGAGGCACAUGAGGAACAGAACAGCGAGGCUUUCACAGAGGCGGUCAAGGAGUUCGACUCCAUCUCGCGUCUAGACCAGUGGCACACCACACUGCUGCUGCGCAUCAAAAAGAGCAUCCAGGGCGAUGAGGGAGACCUCAAAUGAGAUCAAGCGGCCACCCGCACAGAUAGACUGGACAAACAAGUCGCACGCAUGGUUCCGCUCACCCUUCCCUUUCUUUCCACACAUGUGAUAAGGCACUGCUUUACAGUAACCCUUUCUUCCAAAUCCAAUCGGAAUGUUAAGCAUCCCCACAUGCUCUCCUCUUGGGUGUAGGACUGCCACAUAGCUUUUUAUUGUUACUAUCUUAGUCAAGUUCAUCAACCAUUAUAAGUAUGCAUUAUAUUUUAUUCAUAAAUACGUUGAAAAUGUAGUUGCGGGUUCAGAAAUUUCAGAACCGCGUUGACUGUUACGCAUGACAUAAGUCACCUGAUUAUUCCCCUCCACGUGGUUAUAAUACCUCAGGAUUGUUUUAUUUUUAUGACUGAUUUUUGCUCGGUUUCAAUACUUAAUGACAGCUAGGCUGCCAUGUUGGGAGCCAUGUCAUUUCCACUCCUCGCUAAGCAUGCACCUCCCCUACACAUCACUCACCAGUGUCCAGCUUCUUCUGGAUCUUGAGGGAAAACAAAAAAAAAAACUAAAAAUAGAAAGACCUUUGUGCUUGUGCAAAUGGACAAUAAAGUUGUAUUCUAUCCCUA